CUUGCACAGUUAGUUAGCGGUUAAUAGUGUCGUGCGUGACGAACCAAGCGUGAAUGUGAUACACACUCGACUCCUCCCACCCAGUAUUUGGCCGGCCCAGAUCACACAAAAAAGUGACAGAGUAGAAGCAAUGAAAUGCGUUGCAGUUGCCAAAAAGGUCUCUCUCUUCUUUCUCACGUUGUCUCUCAUUGGAUGGAUCGUCUUCCUCGUGGGAACGUGCCGUAUUGUCAAAGUGCUGGUGGACGCUGACAUAAGUGUUUUUACGUUCUAUUUUUCAUCCAUUUGGGCAGAAGUGGUUGUUGGACUCGUCGUUUUUUGUCUGCCUUUCGCCUACACACUUACCGGGGGCAUGUGCAGCUACGUUCUUGGUAGCAUUACUGCUUUCCUGGCUGUUCUAUUCAUAGUUGUGAUUACUGCCAAUAGAACAGCUGUUGCUUAUGUCAUUGUUCUUCUAGACUAUUCUGGCCAUACUGUGGAUAUAACCGCUAUCCACACUGAUGUCCACCAGAGCCUUCUAAUGAUGUUUUUCGGAGGUAUCGCGACUACCUUUUUCUGGGCUAUUUACCAAACCAUCUGGCCUUGGUUCAUGACGGAAUCAAGAACACACACAACUGAGACUGACACUGACAUUUAUUCCACAGCAUAAAAAAAUUACUGUUUUUGUGUAUGUGAAAACUGUCACAGUGGUCAAGGGCCACCUUUUUCUUUACUGUAUUAACUAGCUACAUCAGGGAUGUCGUUUGGUGCGUGUUUUUAUUAUGAGUUCAAACUACUGGAAAUCUGGUUUCUUGUUAAUAUGCUUUCCAGAUUCUCUGCAGAA
Geodia barretti is the source of this 820-nucleotide messenger RNA. Lineage: Eukaryota; Metazoa; Porifera; Demospongiae; Tetractinellida; Geodiidae. The record is from the annotation of a GenBank genome assembly.